ACUCAUCUAAGUCACUGACUUCCAUCGCAGCACAUAAAUGCCCCCUCUCGAGCCAAAAGAAAUCAAAGUCGGUGUCCUGGGGGCGACAGGCACCGUUGGGCAACGGUUCAUCCUCCUCUUGUCCCAACAUCCGUAUUUUGUAAUCCAUGGAUUGGGCGCAUCUCAGAGGUCUGCCGGCAAGCGUUAUUCUCAAGCAGUAACAUGGAAACAGACCUCUCCAAUCCCGGGUAUCGUUCGUGAGAUGGUGGUGACCGAAUGCAAGCCUGAAUUCUUCAAGGAUUGUGCUGUCGUGUUUUCUGGGCUAGAUGCCGAUGUGGCAGGAGACAUCGGUCUUAUUUCCCGUAUUAGAGGCCGAGUUCCGCUCCGCCGAGCUUAUCGUCUUCUCGAACGCAAAGAAUUAUAGAAGAGAUCCUCUUGUACCCCUCAUCGUUCCGCUCAUCAAUGCUUCUCACUUCGCCAUGGUUCCACAUCAACGGGCGCUCCAUUCACCUCCUCUGAAAAAGGGUUUCAUUCUUACGAACGCUAACUGCAGUACCACCGGUGUUGUGGUACCCUUGGCUGCGCUUGAGAAAGCAUUCGGACCCCUGGAAUCAUGUAUGAUCACCACGAUGCAAGCCAUCUCGGGUGCCGGAUAUCCCGGUAUACCUAGUCUUGACAUCCUGGAUAACGUUGUACCCUACAUUAGUGGGGAAGAAGAGAAGAUUGAGUGGGAGACACUCAAAAUCCUUGGUGGAAUCGCAGAGGAUGAUAAUGGCCAAAAAGCUUUUGAUAUGCACUCGCGGCAUCCCCUUCGUAUUUCAGCAUCGUGCAAUCGGGUACCUGUUAUCGAAGGCCAUACCGAAUGCGUCUCAGUUCGCUUCGCACGGCGACCACCCCCGAGCCCCCAGCAAGUCCGAGAGGCUCUUGCAGCAUACACAUCGGAUGCAUAUGCUCUUGGCUGCCCUUCCGCUCCACGCCACACAAUCUUCGUUCACGAGGAAUCCGAUCGGCCGCAACCGCGGUUAGACAGGGACUAUCAGAUGGGUGCGGGUGUCUCUAUCGGAAGGGUUCGACAGUGCAGAGUGCUGGAUAUUAAGUUUGUUGUGUUAGCAAACAAUGUCGCUAUUGGAGCAGCGACCAGCAGCAUCCUGAACGCGGAGCUGGCGGUGUUGAAGGGGUACAUUCCGUCGGUUUCAGCGGAAUAGAGAAAGUAUACCGGUGACUAUAGUUUAUUAACAGGGGUCAUCUCUGAUAAUACUUGACGAGGUCUUCAUGUACUACUAUGAUCAGUAUAUAGAACUUUUCUUUCGGGUUCUGGAAGGACUGAAUCAAGAAUUCGUG
This is a messenger RNA of Somion occarium, 1320 nucleotides long. NCBI's taxonomy places the organism in Eukaryota, Fungi, Basidiomycota, Agaricomycetes, Polyporales, Cerrenaceae. The record is from the annotation of a GenBank genome assembly.